This is a messenger RNA of Heterotrigona itama, 12079 nucleotides long. Lineage: Eukaryota; Metazoa; Arthropoda; Insecta; Hymenoptera; Apidae. The record is from the annotation of a GenBank genome assembly.
UUCUUAUCAAAUAUCAUUUGAAUGAUUAUUUCCAACAUGCUUCCAGCGAUGCUUCGUAAAUAAAUUGCUGGCAGAUGAUACCAAAAACAAGUUUGUCGAGGGCGAAGGUUUGAACUUCGUAGCAAAUUUCUCAGAUACGAGACGAAGAACGACGUAAAGCAGUUUGAUAAAUUAACUUUGCAGAUCUAAAUUGUUCUCGCAAAGAUGAGGGUCGACCAAAUCGGGCUGCUCUUAUGGAAGAACUACAUCGUGAGAAAACGCCAACCGGGCAUAUUGGCUCUGGUGUUCGUAUGGCCGGUGGUCGUGUUCAUGAUCCUGUACACGAUUCGUGACAACGUGGAUCCGAGGUACUAUCCAACUUGCCAAUUUCCUGCGAGGUCGAUGCCACAGAACGGUCUGCUGCCGUUCGUUCAGAGUUUCAUCUGCAGCCUUGGGAAUCCCUGCGACCCUCUGUCGGAAUACGAAGAGGUUCCUUCUUACAGAAACGCCACUCUAGGCCCGUUGGUGGUUGAGUUGCAGCCGAUGCUCGGUAACGAGACGAUUCUUUCCGCUAUCAGCACGCUGCCGAAUAGCAUCCAGCUUCUGAAAUCAAUGGCGCAGAUACUUACCAGACCGGAAAUCAAAUCGCUGUUCGAUCGAGGCAUUCGAUUGGGUGAUCUGUUCAACAACCACGAGGAAAUCAAGGACCACCUCAGGCUUCAGAUGCCGUACGCGCGAAGCGGAUUGAUCGACCAACUGUUCAACUCGUCUAUAAAGUUACUAUACCUCGUCGAGGCGUUCGGCUCGUCCAAUAUCGACGGAGUGAUCUGUUCACCGGAAAGUUUGAAGAAGUACCUGAUUCUACGGGACGAACAGGACUACGCGGAGAUCUCCAAGAUCCUCUGCGACAUCGACUCGGGUAUGAUACCCGACAUGCUCGAGAGUUUGUCCAAGCACCUUGAUUUUUCCGGCUUACUGGAGAUGGUCGACCGGGUAAUGGCAAAGUUUCGCGACUACGAUUUUUUCGACGACCUGAGGAGAGCGGUGGAAACGAUCCUCGAGCUGCAGACCGUGAAGAAGUACAUCCCGGAGUAUUUGAAGAUACGCGAAUGGCUGCCAAAGAUAAUAACAACGUUUAAGAACGUCACGUUCAAAGAGAUUGACCUGACUUUCGUGAACAAAUCGCUGCGAGUUUUGGACCCGGUGUUCUCGAGGGAGCGCGACUGGCCGACCGUGCGCCAAGCAUUCUCCAAGUUGCAAAAGUUACUCGAGCUGGCUAAACGAACGUUGAACGAUCGAACUACCGUCGACUCGUCCGACAGUUUUUUCACACUAGUGCAGCGUUUAUCCGGCGGGUUUCAACUUAUGUUCGACAAUAUGGCGAAUCCGGAGAAUCUCACACAAAUUCUGGAUCUGGGCAUUUCCAUUCUGCACGACGGCGCCAAACUGACGCAAAGCAUCUUGGACCGUCACAUCGACGACAUUCAACUGCCAGCCGAAAUUCUGGAUGGGCUCACGAAUUUUUUGUCAGACAACAUCCUAGCAACGUUGAGCUACGUCGUAUCUUUUAUGCGGAUCAUAGUCAGGAUGUUGCAUCAUGCCGCCGUCAUUCACGAGGACGUUCAGUACAGAGUUUACGAUAUUUCCAUAAAUCACAAGGACACGGUGGAGAAACUGUUGACGAGCCUCGAUCCGAACGCUUAUCGAACUCUCGUCAAAUCGUUCUCCAACUUGAACUUCGUCGAGAGAUUCGUGGAUAAAGUCAAGUUCAGCAGAGCGGAGGAUUUCUUUUGUCAGGGGGAGACGUUGAACGAGAUCUUCCAGCUUUCCAAAGUGGGGAACGAAUCUAGGUAUAUCGAGGAUAUAGUGUGCAACGAUGCCGGGAAAAAGUUCAUCCGCGAUGUGUACGAAAGUUUCGCGCUGAGGAACUUCGAGAGCAUAAUGAACGACGCUUUGUCCACGGUGUUCAGCAUGGUGUUCCACAAGGUGGUCAGCAUCGAGAAAUCGAAUCUAACUUCGCUCGUCAGCAACACAAGGGAAUUGGUGUCGCAUUUGAACUCGCCGAAGAGGCCGGAGCCUGACUGGACCGUGUUCAAGUUCAACGAAAAAUGGGACGAUGCUUUCGAAGAAACUCGAGCCCAAGGAAGAUUGAACCUCCUGGCGAUCCACUUGAGCAUCGCGAAAAUGAUCGGUUCUCAUAGUUUAACUUACAACGUUAUCGAGCCAGACCUGAAGAAGAUGGACAUACUGGCGGAGAUGAUCUUGCAGGACUUGGAGAAGAAUCCCACGAGCUGGAUCGGCGAGUUCAGACAGCGGAAGAUGGAAUUGAUCGAGUCGUUCUACUUGACAGUUACCGACAAGGAUAAGGCUCUAAAAAUUCUAGAGUAUGACAAUUUCACGAGAACCUAUUGCACGAAUCCGAACCCGCCGGACUUGAUAAACUUCCCGAAAGGCUCGAACGAAACAGUACUGAAGGCGUUGAUCUGUCGCAUCUCGAGGUCCGUGCAAAUGGACUUGGAGAUGAACAUGUCGGACAUGGAGCAGACGGAGGAAAUCCGUUACAGGAACAGAGCGCCGUUCAAUUGGACGAACUUCAACGCGAGAACGAUCGAGAUUUAUCGUUACGUCGACACUUUGGUCCAUCAGGAGAAUUCAGACUACGACGCGACUAGAUUGGAAAGAUUGAAGGAGGAGUUUCAAACGUCUUGGAGCCUCGACGUAGGCGCGAAAGACGUCUUCGAGAUGAGCGUAGGUUUGAUCUGCAAGUUCUUCAACCUGAUGGAGAGCCCUCUGUUCCGCGCGAGAGGGAUGUGGAAGGAGAUGCACGCGAUCGCUUGGGCGUCGUCGGUGAUCUUCGAGAACAUCGAGAGGAUCGUUGAUCAAAUCCAGAAGAACGAUCAUACAGCGAAGCUCUCCGAGGUGUUGCAGGAUAUGCCGCAGACGGAGAUCCUUUUGAGCGCUUUCCUGCGAAACUUGUCGCCUUUGAUUCUCGACGUCGUCGAUAUCGUCACCAUGAAGCCGAUUCAUCUCAUAUCUGUCCUGGACGAUUACAAGUCGCGAGAGGAACGUUGGCCCUGCGUGCAAAACGAGAGCGUCGGAUCCGCCAUGGAAAUGCGGGACGGCACUCGGGAAAUAAUAAGAGAGAUCGAGAGGAUAUCCUGUAAUCCAGCUUUGUUUAUUCAAGAAUGGAGAGAGCAAGCAGUGUUUGCCAGGGCGAAGAAAAUUCGUGACAACGUGAUUCAAUCUCCCCCCUUCAAUUGGACUUUGGGUUACAUAAUAUUCCGCCGACAGGCUAAGAAGCUCGACGAUCUGGUCAACGACGUGAAAGAAGUUGUCCUGGCGGAACAACCGAAUUUCUCGGAGCACUUGGAGUCCCUCGUGCCGGAAGUUAAAAGCAUAUUCAACAAUAGGUGGCCGGAUAUGAAGAACGAUGCGAAAAACACGCUAGAAUACGUUGACUACGAAUUAGACAAGAUAGUGACAGUUUUCCAAAAUCACCUUUCGGCUAAAGAAAUUUGGACCCCGACGAUUCGCAUCGAGGAUCGAGUUCUCCUUCUGGUAAAAUACAUCUCGCACGUUGUUCACAAAACGGUAAAGACUGCGACUGAUAUUUUACGCGAUGCUGCGUUGCAACAGUCUUCGGGAAAAUCCGUAAAAUUUAGCUUGUUUCCUCUGCUGGGGUUCAACGACAAAACGCCAAUCUCGAUUUAUUACAACAAGCUGCACUACGUCCUGGCCACGCUGAUCAAUGGAUUAUCGACGUCGGACGUCGGCAAUCGCAUAGUAACGUCAUCAGACAAUGUCACUUGUUCUCGAUUAUUCGAAUGGUGGUCAGAUCACGUCGUUGGCCUUACCACCGAGGAAUAUAGGAUUUUGAAGAAUUUCACCUGUGACCUUGUCCCUGACAACUUCAACGCUUACACCGACCUGUACAUGGCCGAGGAAAGUCUAUGGUCGAAGCCUGUCAAUAGCUAUCGAUCGUACACGAUCACGUCGAUUGGUGACUUGUACGAAUUUGCGUUUGAAGUUCGGAACAUCAUCAGACGCACGGAGGACAAGGACGUGGAAAUCGAGAUUCCAUUUUCCAUGUCUUAUCUGUCGACUACUCUUCAGAGGCUCAAGGACGCUUUGGAGUUUCACGACGAAGAGACGGUGCAAGAGAAGGAUUUAAGAAGGAGUAAUUACAGAAUCUUUGUCGAGGGUGUCGCCGAGGGUUUGAAUCACAUCACGAACGCAAUGAAAAAUAUUAACACCGAGAAUAGAGACAUCAAUGUUUGGGACUUUGUUGAGAGUGGCGAUGCCCGCCAGUUGUUGAAGAUCCUCGACCAUCAUGCCGAGGAAACGAUCGCUCUGCUGGCUAGUCUCAUCACGCUCGAUUCGUCGACAAAUGCUUUCACGUCGUACGAGGAUGUAAGGAGAACCAUGUGCAACUAUCGGUUCAACUCGAGCUAUUGGUCCACACCGAACAGAACUCGAUUCGUGAAUGAAAUAUGCUCCUUCGACCCCGAACAAUUGCUGAAGAGCGUCACCAGCGCGGAAUACUACUCUCUCGUGACCGGUCAGACUACGUUAUCAAAAUUAACAUCCCUAAGCUCCUCCGUUACCAAACUGUUGGACACGGCGUUGAACUUCCAAGCGUGGCAGGAGGAUAACGUUUCCGUUAUAAAGUCGAGAAUUUUUAAUGGAACGACCUGGAGGAAUUUGUCGAACGAGACGUGGUCUGUCAUCGGGAAAGCCGGUGAAACCUGGAUCCGUAAGAGCAUGAGGUUCGUCGAAAGCGAAAAUCAGACGAGAUUAAACGGGGCGACGGACCCGUUCACGAAAUUGGCCCGAGCGUAUCAGCUUCUGGACGCCUCGGUCGAGUUACUGACCGGCGGCGAUAUUUGGCAAAAGCUUCGCACCAUCUACGAGAAUUCGAGGGUGAAACCUAUCUUAACUCUGAUAGAAGACCUGCCGAACCUCGCCGUCACCGGUGUUGACACUUUCGUGAAGUCGGAGAGAUUGAACGAUUUCGCGGAGAAACUCUCGUUCGGCAAGGUACACCCGUGCGACAUCGACAAAUAUUUGAUCGUGCCCAGUUUCGUACGGAAGAAGGUCCUUUUGUCGAGCGUCACCAACUUCUGCCAAAAGAUCGUUCUCAACGAGAGACGGCUGACUUUGAUCGAUAUAUUGCCCGUUGAUGUCAAGCUUGAGGAGAGACGAAGAUGGAAUAACUGGUCGGACGUGUACGACGAGAGUUACUUGCUGAAAAAACUGGAGCACGUCGAGUCGACGAUAAUUCGAGCUGCCUCGGAAGGUUACAAAGACUCGAAGGUUCCAAUAUGGUGGACGUCCUUCAAGGAAGCCACGCUCGAAGAUUUUUUGACCCAAUACAGAAACGAGAGAUUGCUCGUGGUGCGUCACGAUCCCCCUCGAAAUUCUGAAUUCCCAGCUGCGGAAUCAUCAGCUGUACGGCAAGCUUCUGUGUCAGUUGCCCAAGUUGAACGUAUCGAAGAUUCACGAUAUUCUGAUGCACGAUUUCUAUUGGAAUAAAACCGCUACCAUGAUAAAGAAUUUCAGCUACCUAAGCGUCAAACGAACUAGACGCGAGUUUCUGGAGACUUUGGAAGGCACGUUCCACCACAUCGCCGAUAUAUUAGUGAAUUUUGGAAACGAGACCUACAGCGACAGGAUGGACGAAUGUUUCUACAGAUUCGUCGGACGUCCCGCUUAUUCCAGACCAGGACUGUACGUGACCAUGGUCCUCGGGAUGUUGGACGCGCUGCAGAAGAACGUGUUCAUCGUGGAGACGAGUCGAAAUCACAAGAACAUCGACGCGUUGUCCAGGAUAGCGGAGAAAUACGUCCCGAUCUGGAAGCCGCUGCGCGACGUCGUGAAGACGUCGCACAUCGAUCACGUGGAGGCGUUCUUGCCAGGGGCGAUGAUUAAUGUGAACGCGUUGUUGAACGACAGAAACAACUCUCUUUGCAAGACAAAGCCGGAAUGCCGGAACGGGACGAUUCUGUACAAUUACCUGAGCUCGAAGAGAGCGGGAAAAGCGUUCCAGUACGAUCCGAAAGCGUUGUCGAGCUAUCGUUCGUUGACGGAGAUCGCCGAUCGAUUGUCCGAGAGUCUGGAUCUGGAUCGGAUCGAUCGCGAGCUGAAGCAGUGGCGUAUGGACGCCGCGUGGAACUUAACGUGGCUGAAGGAGAUCCUGAGGCACUUGUCCGUCGUUAUCGAGGAGAGCGGCAAUCUGCUCGACGUCGCCAGUAAAAUAGACUUCGAGGACGUCUCGAAUGUCCUGGAAGUUCCUGAUAUCGUCGACGGAGUGGUUAAUAUCCUGAAGGAUAAGACGGUGGACAAGCUUUUCGACGGAAUGAAGGAAUUAGCUGAAGACAUUAAGCCGUUCGUUGAGGAUCAAUACGUGCUGGACGAUAUCCAUCGAAUAAUCGCGACGCUACAGUCGAUGGAUAUCUUCAAGAAUUUAGGAUUGCUCGACAUGAAAUACGUUAUCAGAGAUAUGUUCGACAACUGGGACGUGGUGAGAUCGUACCUGGUGGAUAAGAUCGGAAUUUCCAACGACGCCGCGUUGACGCUGAGCCAGGCCAAGAUCGACAUGAUUCCCGUUUUCAUGAAAGAAAGAAGAGCUCUCAGCUUGAGGGAGAUCAUUUGCUCGCCGGCGAAACUCGGCGACAUGUUGAAUUUCAACGGCGGUCGAACCACCCCCGAGGAAAUCAGUUCCACUGUUAUGAGCGCGAACGUGAAAAGUAUAUUGGCCAACGCGAAUUUGACGGAGACAGAGGGAAAAAUGGUACUGGAUAAUCUCGGUGUGGCCGCGGAGUUAUUGCCGUUCUUCAAAGACAAACUUUCUUCCUCUCGAAUGCCAACGGCGGAAACGUUGGAGACAGAUGCGCAAGAACUUAAAGAAGAUCAAACAGUCCCCACCGAUUUUUGCAGAGACACGUACAAGAAUAUGGUAACGAUGGGAGGCGGGAAAAUCAUAUGGUCUUACGUGAAACCUCUGCUACGUGGUCAGAUACUUUACGCCCCCAACACCACGGUGAUCAACGACAUAAUGACAGUGGCAAACAAAACGUUCGUAGAAAUGGAACACUUCGGCGUGUUGAUGAACAGUUUCGAGAGAACUUUGAUCUCGUUGAUGAAUCUGUCCGAGAUGAGCGACAGUUUGAAGGAGCUUCAAGACAUAAUGUCGUCGGACGUUAUAAAAAUCGCCAUCAGAUCGUUUGGUGGAGGGGACUUCAAUGGCGGAGAUUUCGCCGAUAUGAAUCUCAGCGAGAUUUCGUGGCGACUGAAAAGGUCGAAACGUUUGAUAACGAUGGUCGGUAUGUUGAAUGAUUUACUGGAGUGCGUGCUGGUGGAUCGAAUAAGAGGAUUUCGAUCCGAGGAGGAAAUGGAAGCGGAAGCACGGCUUCUGGUGGAAACGCGGGAAUUUUUAGCCGGUGUUGUCUUUUUGGAUAAAGCGCCGAGAAGGUCUGGCCGAUCUACGAAACAGGAACUGCCCGACGAUAUAGUUUACAAAAUUCGAAUGGACGUGGACUACGUGCAGUCCACCAAGAGAUUAAAAAAUCAAUUUUGGACUCCCGGCCCGGAGAGCAGUUUUAUCGAGCACUUGAGGUACCUGAGAGGAUUUGUACAGCUUCAGGAUUCUAUCGAUCGGGCGAUCAUAAGAACGAAGACUGGGAAGGAUCAGAAUUGGAAGACUGUGACGCAACAAAUGCCAUAUCCUUGCUGGAAAGACGUACCCUUCCAAACGACCCUUUACGAGUCUCAGGGUGUUCAAGUUUGUUUCUUUUUCGCGCUGAUGAUGUGCGUCGGAGCAGCCGUCAGACACAUCGUGUGGGAAAGGGAAUCUCAAAACGCGAUGGUAAUGAGCGUGAUGGGAUUGAAGCCUUGGAGGAACACGAUGGCCUGGUUCAUUACCACGUUUAUAGAACUUCUAAUCGUAAUGUUCUCCAUCGCUACGGUUCUCUUCGCCGGCGGGAUUUUACCAAAAUCCGAUCCCUCUCUGGUUUUAAUCUUGAUGAUCGAUUACACCUUCUCCAUCGUUACUUUCUGCUACAUGAUUUCAACGAUGUGCAGCUCGGCAAGCCUGGCAGCGAUUAUCACCGUGGUCAUGUUCCUGCUGACAUUCAUGCCAUACGUCAUUGUCAUUGCUAUGGAGGCGGUUAUUGGCCUCGGUUAUAAGCUUCUCAUCUGUCUCAGCAUGUCGACCAGCUUUUGUUACGGCUGCUUGUACACCGCCAGGAAGGAAGUUCAAGGCGUCGGAUUAACUUGGAACGCGAUGUGGGAGGAAUCCAGUCCCGGCGAUUCGAUGUCCUUGGGCCUGGUAUUCCUAAUGAUCGCCUUUGACGGCUGCCUUUACGCCACGAUCGGCAGGGGCUUUCACGAUUUGAGGUCCCGUAGCCUAUGGUGGGCCGACAAACGUUCUCACUAUGGGAAGCCGAGUUACCUCACCUUCGUCAACAACCUCUAUUUCACUAACGACGUUCUCCACCCUUCAGCCACUUACCAAGACGAGGAGAGCGACGUCAGUAACUUGACGGUCAGCGAGAAACAGACAGGUGUGAGGUUCGACUGCGUCAAGAAGAUCUACAACACUGAUCAGGGCGACGUGUUGGCAGUGGAUGACUUCACGCUGAAGCUUAACGAGGGAGAGGUGACGAGCCUGCUCGGGAGAAACGGCGCUGGGAAAACCACCAUUAUUAAGAUGCUGACGGGGAUGCUGGCUCCGACCACCGGCGAGAUCUGUUUGAACGGCGAGGAUGGCUGCAAGCCCGACAUAGGGGUCUGCCCUCAGGAUAACGUGCUGAUCGGUAGCCUGACACCCAGGGAGCAUUUGAUCUUUUACGCGAAACUGAAACACCCCAAGGAGGACGUGAGCAUGCAACGAAGCGUGAACGAGAUGUUGACGUCUUUGGAACUAGGCAAACACGAGCACGAGCCGGUCUACCGGCUCUCCGGCGGCACAAAGAGACGGCUUUGCGUAGCUUUGGCGUUCCUAGGCUCGCCAAAGCUGGUGAUCCUCGACGAGCCGGGCGCCGGCGUGGAUCCAGCCGCGAGACGCAGAAUUUGGCGUCUAAUCGAUCAACACAGGAUCGGCAGGACCGUCAUUCUGUCGACUCAUCACCUGGACGAGGCUGACGUACUCAGCGACACCGUAGUCGUGAUGCACAAGGGAAAGAUACUCUGCACCGGAUCGCCGUUAUCCCUGAAGAUGAUGCACGGACGUGGUUACAGGCUGCUCGUUACGUUCCCCGCCGAGCGUGACGAAAAUGCUGACUCGAUGGAGAGGAAGAAAGUGGAGACUUUGAAGGGCGUGAUUGAAGAAGCGGUGCCGAACGCGGUGGUUAACGAAGUCUCUAGCACAGAGGCGGUCGUCACGUUGCCUUUCCAGGGGAAGAACGGGAUAAAUAACAACAUUGCGCAAGCUACGAAAGUUUUGGAAGACAGUCGCAAGAUCGUGGGUUACUCACACUUUUCCUUGGAAUGCGAUUCGUUGGAAAGGGUGUUUCUGGAUCUGUGUUCCAGGGCAGAGAGUGGUUCGUCGAUCGUAAGGACUGGCCAGGAUAGCAUCGUCAGCAUAGAUAACGUCGACAAAUCAGAUUUAGCUAAAGACAGCGGUGAUCUAAUUGACGUCGAGGCACCAUUGAAUCCCACCCCUAUUAGGCAGAUGAAAGCUUUGUUGAAGAAACGAAUAUGGCACUUCAAAAAGGACUGGUUGACAUUCUUAGCCGGUCUCCUCUUGCCGACCAUGUUCGUUGCGGUUGCUAUGGGAUUCUCUUUGAUCAGGCCACCAUCCGAGGACGAGCCACCGCUGGUUCUUACCCCGAAAUUAUACGACACACAUCCGACCUAUUUCUACAGUGUCGACGACGGCGACAACUCGUUCUUGCAACACGUGUCACUUCAGCUUCACGAUCGAUUCGGGGAUGACUACGCUGGCGCGUGGCAGACAUUGCCUAAUGACACGGGUGUCUGCGAGUGUUUGGAUGGCCAACAGGUUUGUCACGGUGUGUCCCAAGCUGUCGAAGGUCUGCUGCAAGUAUUGCCUGGCAGGCCAACUCUAGACUGGAUAGUAUCGACUCAUCAAGAAUAUAUAGAAAAGAGAUACGGAGGAUGGUCGUUGUUCGACUCCGACAACGAGCCACUUUUCGUCGUCUGGUACAAUAACAAGGGUCAUCACGCAUUACCGUCAUACUUGAGCGCAUUGAACGAGGCAAUCCUGAGGGCGUCGGGCGUUCAAGCUCGUCUAACAACUUUGAAUCAUCCGCUGAAGCUUUCCAGCGAUCAACUGAACCGAACGACCUUGCUGCAGCACGUGGCCGACGUUGGCGUCGCGCUCGUGCUUUUGAUCGCGUUCAACUUGGUGGCUGCUCAAGGAUCCAAAGAACUGGUGAGGGAAAGAUUGUCGGAAGAAAAGAGGAUCCUUUACCUCGCCGGUGUUCAUCCUGCCACGUACUGGAUCACCGUGCUAAUUUGGGACUUGUUCGUGGGCAGCGUUGCCGUUCUCGCACUUAACGGAGAAAGCCUUCGACGACUCGAGCAUGUCGAACAUGGUGCUCUUCUGCGUCAACACGUUCAUAGGCGUAGCUUCCUUGGCCACCAUUUUGGUGCUCGACAUUCUCGGAAGAACGAAAACGGCGGAGGACGUGCGAGACAUGUUGCACUACGUCCUGUUGAUCUUCCCUCAAUACGUCUUGGGCGACGCUCUGGUUCAAAUAUCGCGGAACGACAUCACGGCACAAUUGUUGGAGAAGUUCCACAUGGACACUUAUCAGUCGCCGUUAGGCUGGGAGUUGCUAGGCCUUCAUUACGUCUUCCUAGCUAUCGUUGGCGCCGUUCUUUUCUCCCUGAAUCUGAUGACGGAGUGCCGACUCGUUCCCAGUUGGAGCAGGCAGAGAUGCCCGUACGAGGUGGUCCAAGAGGACGACGACGUGUCGAAGGAGAGGAUGAGGGUGGAGAGUGGCAUGUCGGACGACAUCUUGCAGACGGUGAAACUACGCAAAGAGUACAGGAGCGUUUACGGGACGAACGUAGCCGUUCAGAAUUUGAGCAUCGGAGUGCAGGCGGGAAAGUGUUUCGGUCUUUUGGGGACGAACGGCGCGGGGAAGAGCACCACGUUCCGUAUGUUGACGACGGAGAUCAUACCGACAGCCGGCAGGAUAAUACUGAGGGGCAAGGAGAUCGGUUCGGGGCCACUGUGCAACGGCGAGGUCGGUUAUUGUCCUCAGAGCGACGGUCUGGACGGCUUCCUUAGUCCGCAUCAGUGUCUAACGAUUCACGGGGAAGUUUGCGGGCUGAGCAACGUUCCCAAGGCGGUGGAGUCAGCGUUGAAGAGACUCGAUCUUCUGAAAUACGCGCACAAGAGAGUGAGCAGUCUCAGCGGAGGCAAUAAAAGGAAACUGUGCACCGCCUUGAGCGUAAUGGCGCCGGUGUCGGUGGUUCUUAUGGACGAGCCGACAAGGUAUUUCGCAAAACGGUUUAUUAAACGCCUCUUUUCUAAUAAACAGAAUCCAAUUCACUCCGUUUUCUCCUUCGAUUCCGCCGUGUACAGCGGAAUGGAUCCCGCGACGAAGGAUCUCGUGGCCAAAACGAUCAGGCGUAUGACGAGGAACCAGAGUUGCGUAAUUCUGACGUCGCACAGCGUGGCCGAGUGCGAGAAUCUGUGCAACAGGGUCGGCAUCCUCGCCAAGGCUGGCCUCAGAUGCAUAGGGACGCCGCAGCAUUUAAAACACAAGUUCGGCGAAGGUUACGUGGCGUUCUUACGAUUCCGACAGCCGAUAUCGUCCGCGGAUCUGAGGAAAGCCGUGGCGAAGUAUUUCCCGCAGGCUGUGGUCUCCUCGAGACAGGCAAGCGCCGCUCGUCUGUUGGUACCGCGAAGCCAGGACAUGCCGGUGAGCAGCAGCUUUAAUAAGCUGAAGCUGCUGGCCGAGGAACUGAAAGCCACGGACUACACGCUGACCCAAAGUUCCCUGGAUCAGGUAUGUAUCAUAAAAGUUUCAAGCAUAUCCGCGGUAACGUAGUUUCCUGUUUCAAGGAUUACGUUUCACUACCGCGUUUUAUGUUGAACUUGGAGCCAAGAGCUAAUACCGAAGGCUAA